Molecule: messenger RNA, 3599 nt
Organism: Malus domestica (apple)
Lineage: Eukaryota; Viridiplantae; Streptophyta; Magnoliopsida; Rosales; Rosaceae
Product: phytosulfokine receptor 1-like
Biological process (GO): protein phosphorylation
Molecular function (GO): protein binding; protein kinase activity; ATP binding
Source: RefSeq, a predicted model, not a curated record
GAAGACUGCUCGCUCGCAGCAGAAAAUUGAAGAGAGAAAAAUCGGCGAGGAGAAGAAGAACCGCAACUGAAAAAAAAAAAAAAAAAUCCAAAAACAAAAGAUGAAAACUUUCAUUUAUUCAUUCAAUUGUAUCAUACCAGAAACCUUGUUUCUUUGAAGUCAAAAGGCUCAAAAGCAAAUCCAUUGCUCUCUCUUUAUCUGUCAGACAUUAUGUUUGAUACAAGAAAACCCACCUCUGAAAGUUUGGUUCUUGGCAAGGGUUUUGCUGCUGCUGCUGCUACUUGAUUGUACACUCUCUCUCCUCUCUCUCUCUUCCGGAGGGUGUGUUUCUGUGAAAUGGGUGUUCAAGAUUUCUGGGUUUUCAUUUUUGUUAUUGGGUUUGCUUACAAGCUCGGGUCGAGCUCUCAAAACCUGACAUGCAAUCCAAACGAUUUGAAGGCAUUGGAGGAUUUCAUGAACGGUAUAGAUUCUGUGAUUGAUGGGUGGGGUAGCAAUUUCUCACCUGAUUGCUGCAAAUGGGCAGGCAUCACUUGCAAUUCUUCUUCCUCUCUCGGAUUGAACGAUUCCAUUGAUACUUAUAGAGUGGUUAAGUUGGAGCUUCCAAAGAGAAGGCUAGUGGGAAAUCUCUCUGCAUCUUUAGGCACUUUGGACCAGCUUAGAACCCUCAAUCUCUCUCAAAAUUUCCUCAAACACUCGCUUCCAAUUUCGCUCUUCCAUUUGCCGAAUUUAGAGUUCUUGGACUUGAGCUCUAAUGAUUUUUCCGGCCCCAUUCCUUUCGAUAUCGAAUUGCCUUCAAUCCAGUUCCUUGAAAUUUCUCAAAACUUUUUGAAUGGUACCCUUCCGGCUAGCAUCUGUGACAAGUCUACUCAGCUUCGAGCACUGAAAUUGGCUGUGAACUACUUCUCUGGUAACCUCCCACCAGGUCUUGGCAAUUGUACUUCCUUGGAGGACCUCUGUCUAGGCAUGAAUAAUUUCAAUGGCGGUGUGCCCGAAGGUCUAUUUCGUCUGCGAAACCUAACCCGGUUGAACAUUCAAGAUAACAAGCUUUCCGGGGUGCUGAGCGAAGAAUUCGGCAACCUCACUAAUCGUUAUUUGGAUAUCUCAACUAAUGAAUUUUCAGGAACCAUCCCAGAUGUUUUCCACAGCCUUGGAAGAUUACAGAAUCUUGUACUUCAUUCAAAUCGGUUCGGUGGUCGGAUACCCCCUUCCUUGUCGAGUUCCUCGACCAUCUCUUUGCUUAAUUUGAGAAACAAUUCAUUGCGGGGCACAAUUGAUCUUAAUUGUUCAGCAAUGACUAGUUUGACCUCUCUUGAUCUCGGUUCCAAUCAGUUUGAUGGGCCUAUUCCCUCCAAUCUUCCCUCUUGUCGACAUUUGAAUAAUGUCAAUCUUGCCCGUAACAACUUCACGGGCGAAAUACCAGAAAGCUUCAAGAGUUUCCAUAGCCUCUCUUACCUCUCGCUGUCAAACUCCAGCCUUUCCAAUAUCUCUUCUGCCUUACAAAUUUUACAGCAGUGCCAGAACCUGACUACUUUGGUUCUCACCUUGAACUUCCGCGGCGAAGAAUUUCCUGCUGAUCCGACCCUUCGUUUUGAAAAGUUGAAGGUUCUUAUUAUUCCAAACUGUAGGCUCACAGGUGUAAUACCUCAGUGGUUGAGUACUAGCAGCAGAUUGCAAUUGUUGGAUAUAUCGUGGAACCAAUUGCAAGGAACAAUUCCAGUCUGGUUUGGCAAUUUUAGCAGUCUUUUCUACUUGGACCUGUCGAAUAAUUCGUUUACGGGGGAAAUCCCUAGAAGCUUAACUGGACUACCGAGCCUCAUUAGUGGGAGGAUCUCCAUUGAGGAACCUUCCCCUGAUUUCCCUCUGUUCAUGAAGAGGAAUGUAAGUGCACGAGGGUUGCAGUACAAUCAAGUGUGGAGCUUUCCACCGACGCUGGAACUUAGUAACAAUAAUCUUAGCGGACCAAUCUGGCCAGAGUUUGGGAAACUGAAAUUGCUUCAUGUUUUGGAUCUGAAGUGCAACAAUCUCUCAGGACCAAUACCGAGUAAUUUAUCUGGUAUGGCCUGCUUAGAGACUCUGGAUUUGUCUCAUAACAAGCUUUCAGGUACAAUCCCGCCUUCGUUGGUUAAGCUUAGCUUCUUGUCCAAGUUUAGUGUUGCGGACAAUCAGUUAUACGGGGUGAUCCCUACAGGAGGUCAGUUUGGGACCUUCCCAAAUUCAAGCUUUGAAGGGAAUAAUCUUUGGGGCGACCAUGCGCCCCGUUCAUCAAAGGAGCAUUAUCCUCUUGGGAAUCCCAGCAAAUCAAGAAAAAAUAGAGGUGUUAUUGUUGGUAUAGCUGUCGGAAUUGUAAGUGGAACAGCACUUGUUCUUGCUCUCAUGUUCACAAUUUUGGUGCGGGCACAUAGCCGGAGAGGGGUUGAUCCUGAAAGAGAGGACCACGAUACCAACGAGAAGGAUUUGGAAGAAUCCGGGUCAAAACUAGUGGUUCUGUUCCAAAACAAGGAUGCCAAUAAAGAGCUCUCUAUUGAUGACCUUCUACAAUCUACCAACAAUUUCGACCAAGCAAAUAUCAUCGGUUGCGGGGGUUUUGGUUUGGUUUACAAGGCCAGCCUUCCUGAUGGUAAGAAGGUUGCUAUCAAGCGGCUUUCUGGUGACUGUGGCCAGAUGGACAGAGAAUUCCAUGCUGAAGUUGAAACCUUGUCUAGAGCUCAGCAUCCAAAUCUUGUACAUCUUCAGGGGUAUUGUACGUAUAAAAGUGACAGGCUCUUGAUAUAUUCUUACAUGGAGAAUGGUAGUCUAGAUUACUGGUUACAUGAGAAAAGUGAUGGUCCGACCUCUCUAGAUUGGAAUGUGAGGCUUCAGAUUGCUCAAGGGGCGGCGAGAGGGCUUGCUUAUUUGCACCAGUCAUGCGAGCCCCACAUCCUUCAUCGGGAUAUAAAGUCAAGCAACAUCCUUUUGGAUGGGAAUUUUAAAGCGCACUUAGCGGAUUUUGGUCUUGCAAGGCUGAUAGAUCCGUAUGAUACUCAUGUAACAACUGAUCUUGUUGGGACAUUAGGCUACAUCCCUCCUGAGUACGGCCAAGCCUCUGUUGCUACUUACAAGGGCGAUGUGUACAGUUUCGGGGUUGUUCUUUUGGAGCUGCUCACCGGAAGGAGGCCGAUGGAUAUGUGCAAGCCAAAAGGAAGCCGGGAUUUGAUCUCGUGGGCCUUUCAGAUGAAGAGGGAAAAGAGGGAAAGCGAGGUGUUUGAUCCUUUCAUUUGUGACAAGCAGCACGAUGAGGAGCUGUUGUGUGUUUUUGAGAUUGCAUGCCUCUGUUUAAGCGGAUGCCCGAAGGUGAGGCCUUCAACGCAGCAGCUAGUUUCGUGGCUCGAGAACAUCAACACCAAGAAAGUCUAGCAUUGUUUUCAGAUAAGGAAGCCAGGGAAACCCUGGUUGUACAGCAAAUAUAUCUUACUUGUAUAAGAAGUUAUAUCUCCUGAUCUAUAAAUUGUUGUUUUUGCGUUCUCAAAGUUGGUUUUUGUUGUGAAUAUGUAUCCUCGACAUAAAUGGUUUCGUAUUGUAUAAAAUAAAGGUUCCAAGUCUUUUGUGUUGUGGUUUGUUCA